Molecule: messenger RNA, 1278 nt
Organism: Ilyonectria robusta
Lineage: Eukaryota; Fungi; Ascomycota; Sordariomycetes; Hypocreales; Nectriaceae
Product: S-adenosyl-L-methionine-dependent methyltransferase
Exons: 2
Coding region: 1-1278 (425 amino acids)
Biological process (GO): peptidyl-arginine methylation
Cellular component (GO): nucleus; cytoplasm
Molecular function (GO): protein arginine N5-methyltransferase activity
Source: RefSeq, a predicted model, not a curated record
AUGGCCGCCAUUGACGACUCCAUGCCCACGCGCAUCUCCUCCGAUUGCCCGGACGACACGCGCCAGGUCCUCUUCCACGCCUGGGGCCACGACCGCGACGGCCUCAAGGCCCUCCUGCGCACCCAGGGCAAGGCCAAUGCCCAGGACCCCAAGACGGGCGAGACUCCGCUCCACGCCGCCAUCCGAGCUUGCGGCCUUGCGUCCCCCGACGACGACGGCGAGGAGGAUGGAUGUGUUGAGGAGGCGCGUGAGGUAAUCCAGGACUUGUUCUUGUUCGGCGCCAUCUGGAACGAUGUCGAUAGCAACAAUGAGACUCCUGGGUGCGUUGCCCUCCGUCUGGGACGCAAGUCUCUCUACAAUCUAUGUGUUGAUGCCGGUGUCCGCGCAGAGCUCCUGUUCGCCAUCAUGGGCGACUAUGAAGAGCUGUCGUCGGGCGAGGAGGAUGGCGACGAAGACAUGGAGCAGGACGCGACCGAGGAGACUGCCAAUGCGGAGGCCGGUGCAGACGACGUUGCUGUCGUCGUAGACGAACCCAAGUUCGUCCCGCCGGAUGCCAACGAGAAGACCGUCACAAGCGAAGAGUAUCUCAAGUCCAAAUUGACUUACGACGAGGCCAAACUCGUCGACUCUGACCUCAAUGGUGUCAUGAUGGCUUGGGAGACAGACAUUAUGCGCCGCUCCGUCGCCGCCAUGAUCCCCGACUCCGCCCCUGGCAAGCGCGUCCUCAACAUCGGCUUCGGUAUGGGCAUCAUUGAUGGUAUGCUAGCCGACCUGAAGCCUGCGCGUCACCACAUUAUCGAGGCUCAUCCCUCUGUCCUGGAGCACCUUUCCCAGCCGGACUCCAAGUUUGGACCCGAGUGGGAGAAGAGCGGCCCCGAGGAGGGUGCCUUCAAAGUGCACCAGGGCAAGUGGCAGGACGUGUUGCCUCAGCUACUAGCGGACGGCGAGGUCUACGACGCCAUUUACUUUGAUACCUUUGGUGAGGACUACUCGCAGCUGCGCAUGUUCUUCACCGAGUAUGUCGUCGGCGUCAUGGACGAAGCGGGACGGUUCAGCUUUUUCAACGGGCUUGGUGCUGACAGGAAGAUCUGCUACGAUGUCUACACCAAGGUAGUUGAGAUGCAAUGCGCCGAUGCUGGUCUAGAUGUCGAAUGGGAGGAGAGUGAUGUCGAUAUGGCUGGCCUGGACCAGGCAGGCAAGGGAGAGUGGGAAGGCGUGCGGAGGCGGUAUUGGACGCUCGACAAGUACCGAUUACCAAUUUGCUCCUUCAUGGGCUAG